AUCUGUAACAGAGGACGACUAGUCUACGCAUGAAAAGAUGCCGUCAUCGGAGGUGGAAUUAUACAAUGACCCAACUACGUUUAUUUUCUUUGCUGACAUUUAGUACAGGGUGGUCUACUACCACCAGACUGUCUAAUGUCCUAAAUACAUUCAUCUCUGGAUACACAGUUGGUUUGAGAUGUUUCAUCUCAGGAACCGAAGGAAGCUACUUCAACUGGUUCAAGAUGACAGUGGGACAAGCUCCAGUCUGCAUGCUAUCACUUUACAUUCACUCCAACAUUCUAUGGGGAGUUUAACAAUAGCACCUGGUUUGUAGCAAGGAAAAUGGAGCUAGUUUUGUGCUGACUAUUGAAGACCAGACCAUGAGAUAAGGGGAUGUGUUACUGUGCCACAUGAGAUUCAUGCCAAGGGUCUUUGGAAAGGGUGUUUCUUUUGCAUUCGGACUAGACAACCCGCACAGCCAACCUGCACUGUAUCUGCGAGCUGUUGGCGAGAGAGUACAUGCCAAGACCAGAACCAAUUGAAACUGAAAGUCAGCAUCCUUUCAAUUGCAAAAGCUAUCAUAACACACAUCAUGGAGCUGCCUCACACUAUGGAAACAGAGGAGCUGAUGACCUACCUCCAGAUCCAGCUCUACCACCCCCAGCAGGCCUCUAAGGCUCUUUACCGCCUGCUGCCCCUGGACGCCAGGCACAAGCACCCAGCCGAGGACCCCCUGAGGCUGGGCCGGGACGCCCACGGAUGCACCUUUGCCCUGGCCGACCCACGGGUCUCCCGCAAGCAGCUGGCCUUGCAGGCCUACCUCACCGCCAACAGCCCUGACAUGCUGUUCUCUGUGCAGAACCUGAGCCAGAAGGGACACGUGACGGUCAACGGGUCAGAGUUGGGGUACCUGGAGAGGGCAGAGCUGCCGAAUAAGGCCCUGGUCCGGUUCGGGGAGUAUGAGCUGCUGAUACGUCGUGAGAAUGGAGAGGCAAAGGGGAGCUUCGAGGUGGAGUUUGGGGUGCUGGCAGUGCCUCCUUCCAGAGAGGUGGGCGUGCCAAGUAUUGUUCCCGUCAUGGAUACAGGCUCAGACCAUUCAAACAAUGGCAUCCCACCACUCAUGAGCCAUGGGCCGAUAGAGAUGGAUGAGACAAUCAUGUACCAAUCAUGCAGUAUGUUUCUCUCAUAGACAAUAAUUUUCUCUUUACCUAGUAGCAGUUGUCUUUAAACAAUAUUGAUGUUAAACAUUGUAGAAUCUCUCGUGGACAGGAAGUGACAAACCUUAACAAUAAUUUUACUUCUGGGUAACCGAGAUUAAACAUUCUGUAAACUUAAUCAUACUGUUGACUGAAUGUAGGGCCAAGCCAUUGGGACCUCAAGUGUAGUUUUUCUUAUCACUCCGCAAGUGUUACUAAGACUGUUACGUUAUUAUAUAAAAUGUGAAACUAAAGCUUCUGAAUAUUGACCUUUUUCAUGUAGUUCAAGUAUCAGUGUUAAAUGAAAGAUGGGGAAGGAUCAUAUGGUUUUGUAACUGUUUUGUAAAUGUUGACUAUAAUAAUAAAACUGUUUUUAUUUGA
Messenger RNA from Oncorhynchus masou masou (cherry salmon), 1559 nucleotides. RefSeq names its product TRAF-interacting protein with FHA domain-containing protein A-like. Gene Ontology annotation, biological process: canonical NF-kappaB signal transduction. The coding region runs from base 575 to 1171 and encodes 198 amino acids. The record is from RefSeq and is a predicted model, not a curated record. The transcript is spliced from 4 exons. Gene Ontology annotation, molecular function: protein binding. Lineage: Eukaryota; Metazoa; Chordata; Actinopteri; Salmoniformes; Salmonidae.